GUCCAUCAACAUGGGCAAAGGAUUGUUUCACUGGCAGCAUGGGAAAGCGUCAGUCACCAAUUGACAUUAAGACGUCAGAGGCGAAAUAUGACUCAGAUCUUACCGACGAGCCACUGACCACCAAGUACGUCCAAGAGAGAAAUAUACAACUGAAAAACAACGGACACAGCAUCAUGUGCCAAAUCAGUUCGGAAAAUAAAUCUGUUCUGACAGGCGGUCCUCUGAAAGGCGACACCUACCGGCUUGAACAGUUUCACCUGCAUUGGGGAUCAAAGGAUGACAAGGGUUCAGAACAUACUAUUGACGGGAAGGAAUAUGCUGCCGAGUUACAUCUUGUGCAUUGGAAUUCUUCUAAAUACCCAAGCUUUGGUGAGGCUGCUAGUAAAGGCGAUGGUUUGGCAGUACUGGGUAUUAUGGUGAAGGUAGGAUCGGAAAAUCAAGUAUUUAAGACAAUCACUAAUCAUCUAGAUGAAAUGGUCUCAAUCAACACGGAUAAAACAUUCGAUACAGCUUUGGACCCAGCGGAGCUUCUACCCAACAAUACUUCACAAUACUGGACGUACGAGGGAUCUUUGACUACCCCACCAUUGUUUGAAAGUGUACAAUGGAUUGUGUUCAAGGAACCGGUUGAAUAUUCACCUGACCAGAUGAAAAAGUUACGAAGUUUGAAAGAUGCCGAUGGACAUGAUAUGCAAGACAACUUCCGGCCACCAUUAGCUCUCGAGGGCAGAUUAGUGCGAGCCUCGUUUCAGUAAAACUGUACAAACAAUCUUGAAAUCCACUAAUAUGACUGCGAUAAAUAGAAAAGUAUUCAUGUAUAUUUUACAAUCAUUAUAGGUGUUAUAUUUUUGCAUCCCUCAUUUUGCCGUUAAACGUAUUAUAAUUCCAAUGUUACAAUUACAAUAGUUACAAUAAGUAUUACUAGUAUAUUGUAUUGAACGACUUGUACAUAGAAUUGAAUCUUAAUUAAUUACAUGUUACAAGAAAAUGAUUGUAAAAUACAAUUUAUUUCACUGUCGAUGGUGCUGAAAGAAUAUAUUUUGACACUAUUUGGUGGAAAUUCUGCAAAUUUAACACAAGAAAAUUUAGUUUUAGAAUAUGGUCAUUGAGCACUAAAAACAUGCAUGAAGUCAAAGAGCAAUCAUCCUCGUUGACGUUAAUGAUUAUAUGUUAGGGUCCAGCUUUGAGAUUGGUUCCGUGUGAUAUACUUGUAAGCCACACAAUUCAGAAUUUUAAAGGGAGACAUAGGCAAAAUUUUAAUUUUCUUAGUUUUGAAUUUUUCAUUCAUUAUUCUGUAAAUGCCCUCAAAAUGAAUAUAUUAGACAGUCAAAGGAACAAAACUUUUCUCCAUAUAAAGAAUAAAAUGGUGGUUUCCUAACCUGACCCGCGUGGGUCAGGUAAGAGCGCAAGCAUUUCACAAUAGUUGUCAAAGUGAACUCUGGAAACGUUAAAGAACAUGUCAAUUGAAUGACUUAGGCUUGUUUCCAUCAUACAAUAUCCACAAUAUCUGUUAUUGUAACUUCAAGGGUUUGUUCAAGUCACCUGACUUGUUUUAAAACUAUUUGGUGAUUCUAUUGGCGUCUAAAUUUUGUCCAGCAUAUAUAGAUAUAUUUACGCUUCAAACCCAAAAUAUAUAGAAUUUAAACAGAAAUUCAUGCUGAAACUUCAUGAAAAGUCAUUUUACCGUGAUUUGAGUACAUAAGAUCAUUUUAAUAUUUUUUGUCAUUAUUUUGCCUGAAUAUCCCUUUAAGAAGCUUUUUAUUAUUGAGUGAGUUUCACUUUUUAAACAGUUUUUUAAAAUUUGAGAUGGUGUAUAAAGUGUUUUUAAAGAUGUGCUGUCCAAAUGAGUAAUAAUUUGUGCUACACCUGUAUGUGGUUAAACUAAGAUGCUAUUGUUGUUUUUAUUACUGUUGUUGUCAAAUGUGUUAUGUGAAAAUGUGAAAAGUGAAAUGUUUAUACACCAUUUUACUGUUUUACCUAUUUUUAGUUAGGAAAUCCAUUUACUUUUACUUUCUGAAUUACUUGUUAAUAAAGACUUUGUAAAAUACAGUUUAAAAAAAAUAAAUCUCUUGUAAGCGGAGUAAACUGUUAUAAAUCAUACUAUAGUAAGCAGAAAAGACCAAAGAUACAUUUGUUGUUAUGAUAUAUUGUAUGAUGAAUAAAAAUUGAAAAUGUUUAA
Messenger RNA from Ruditapes philippinarum (Manila clam), 2179 nucleotides. RefSeq names its product carbonic anhydrase-like. NCBI's taxonomy places the organism in Eukaryota, Metazoa, Mollusca, Bivalvia, Venerida, Veneridae. Gene Ontology annotation, cellular component: cytoplasm. Gene Ontology annotation, molecular function: zinc ion binding; carbonate dehydratase activity. The record is from RefSeq and is a predicted model, not a curated record.